This is a messenger RNA of Fusarium proliferatum ET1, 960 nucleotides long. RefSeq lists its product as uncharacterized. NCBI's taxonomy places the organism in Eukaryota, Fungi, Ascomycota, Sordariomycetes, Hypocreales, Nectriaceae. Gene Ontology annotation, cellular component: cytoplasm. The coding region runs from base 1 to 960 and encodes 319 amino acids. The record is from RefSeq and is a predicted model, not a curated record. The transcript has a single exon. Gene Ontology annotation, biological process: pantothenate biosynthetic process. Gene Ontology annotation, molecular function: 2-dehydropantoate 2-reductase activity.
AUGGUACGGAUUCUGGUUGUUGGUGUUGGCAGCAUCGGCAUCGUUUAUUCUGUCCUCUUCACUCGCGCCGGCGCUGAGGUCGUAUGCGUCUGCCGUUCCAACUAUGCCGAGGCAAAAGCGUCUGGUCUGGAGCUCAAGUCUCAAUUGUUUGGCAACCAGACUAUAUAUCCCGUUGUAGUGUCAUCUGUCAACGAAGCAGCCCGGACUUCAGGCAAGCCCUUUCACUACGUUGUUGUGACUACCAAAUCAUUCCCUGGAACCCAACUGCAAAGCGUCCAAAGCCUUAGGCCCGUGCUCAAUAACACCACCACUUCAGUUGUGCUUCUACAGAAUGGCAUUGGGAUAGAGAAAGACUAUCACGAAGAGUACCCUCACGCCCAAAUCGUCUCAGGCGUGGUUUACAUGCCCACCUCCCGGACUUCCCCAACUUCCGUGAAGCACACCGAGGUUGAAAGACUCUACUUGGGGCCAUCGCCUUUUGGAGAGAAGCACGAUCUUGCGAGAGGGGUAUCUACUCUUCUCCGAGCUGGCGGAGCGACCGUAAGCGACUGCGACGACAUCCAAGGGGAGCGCUGGAAGAAGAUCGUGGCCAAUGGGACUUGGAACCCCCUCUGUGCAUUAUCUCGCUGUCGCGACCUGCAACUUCUGGCGGCAUGUCCCCUGACUUUGCAAGUCGUCAACGAUAUUAUGCGUGAGAUUUGCACCGUUGCCGCGGCUGGUGGGUAUUCGAAAUAUGCAAAUGAGGAGGCGAUUGCCUUCCAGAUGGGCCGAUCUCGUGUGCGGGAUUACCCUGGAGUAGAGCCGAGCAUGAUGGCAGAUAUGAAUACAGGAAGAGAGAUGGAGGUUGAAGCAAUACUGGGGGGUAUUGUAAAGUAUGCUCAAGAGUAUAAUAUAGCAGUACCAAGGCUGGAGACUAUUUAUAUUCUUCUAGUAGGGCUUAAUAGUUCAUUUCAGAAUUAA